GUCUCGAUAAUCACUCAAGUCCUCGUUGUCAGCUUGUUCUUCUCUAUUCGUCUUAUAAAUUUGUGCUUUUCCCUGAGCACCUAUGCAGUGAAAUCAAACCCUCUUUGUUGACAAAACUUCACCCAAUUAAACCUCUUAGCCAAAAAGAAAAAGUUCGUAUGGGGAUUUCUCACUGGAGUUCAGCUCCACCCUCCUCUUCUUUCUGCAUGCAUGCUUUUAUCCUUCUCUGGUGGUGUGGCUUGUUAGUCACCUCUGUGGUGGGCGGGAAUAAUGAGACAGACCGUUUAGCUUUGCUCGAGUUCAAAGCCAAGAUCACUCAAGAUCCUCUUGGAAUUUCAAGCUCUUGGAAUAAUAGCAUCCACUUUUGCCAAUGGCAAGGCGUUACUUGUGGUCAUAAACAUCAGAGGGUCAUAGCAUUGGACUUGCAAUCUCUGAAACUGGUAGGUUCCAUAUCACCCCAUGUUGGAAAUUUAAGUUUUUUGAGGAAUCUAACCCUCCAAAACAAUAGUUUUCAUAAUGAAAUUCCUCCAGAAAUUGGCCGUUUGCAUAAAUUACAGUUCUUAAAAUUGCAAAAUAACUCACUUAGUGGCAAAAUUCCAAGCAAUUUAUCCAGUUUCACCAACCUUAAAGACCUUCAUUUCAGUUACAACCUUCUCAGUGGAAAAAUCCCUGCAACACUUGGUACCUUGUCAAAGCUCCAAUCCUUUUUUAUUCACAAUAACAAUCUUAUAGGAAGUAUCCCACCAUCUUUCGGGAACUUGUCCUCUCUUGUGGCGUUUUCCAUAAUUUAUAACAACUUGAGUGGGAUUAUCCCUACUUCUUUUGGCCAACUGACUGAGCUUAGAUAUUUUUUAGUGGGUUCAAAUAGAUUGUCUGGUACAAUUCCUCCCUCGAUCUUCAAUAUGUCUUCAUUACUACGCUUUGAUAUAGGAGACAACCAAAUCCAAGGGAGUCUUCCAUCAAACAUAGGUAGCACUUUAUCAAAUAUCGAAUUCUUUUCAAUUGGAAAAAACCAAUUCACUGGAUCUAUCCCUGUUUCAGUAUCUAAUGUUACAAAUUCAUAUUAUUUUCAUUUGGGUAAAAAUGAACUAAGUGGAAAAGUUCCCUCUUUUGAGAAGCUAAAUAGAAUUGAAUAUUUUAGUAUUGCCUUCAAUAAUCUUGGAAAUGAAGGGGCAAAUGACUUGAGUUUUCUCUGUUCUUUGACAAAUGCCACUGAUUUGAUUUUUUUGGCUAUAAAUGUCAACAAUUUUGUGGGAAAGUUGCCCGAGUGCAUUGGCAAUUUCUCAACAACUCUUACUCUGUUGCUUAUGGAUAAUAAUAAAAUAUUUGGAAAUAUUCCUAUUGGCAUAGGAAAUCUGAUCAAAUUGGAGAUACUCCAUAUGUGGAACAACAAAUUAUCAGGUACUAUUCCCUCUGAAAUAGGGAAGCUUUCCAAGUUACAAAAUUUGGAUUUAUCUCAAAACAAUAUCUCAGGGAAUAUUCCAUACUCCCUUGGAAAUUUAACAAUUUUGACAAGAUUGAAUUUAAACAAGAACAAUCUUCAAGGAAGUAUCCCUUUAAGUCUAGCCAAGUGUCAGAAUAUGAAUUAUUUCCUUCUUAGUGAAAAUAAUCUCAGUGGCACUAUAUCACCUGAAAUCAUUGUUGGUCUCUCAUUCUCAACAAUUCGUCUAGUCUUGUCAACCAACAAAUUUACUGGUGUACUUCCUACGGAAGUAGGAAAUUUCAAAAAUCUUGAAAUCUUGGAUAUUUCUGAAAACAUGUUAUUUGGUAAAAUUCCUACCAGUCUUGGUAGUUGUGUAAAACUAGAAAUUCUAUACAUGGGAAGAAACUUCUUCCAAGGGGUCAUUCCUUCAUCUUUGGAAUCAUUAAAAGGCCUUGAAAUUUUAGACCUUUCUAGCAACAAUUUAUCUGGCAACAUUCCAGCAUUUUUGGAGCGCUUUCACUUCUUGCAGUUAUUGAAUUUGUCUUAUAAUCAAUUUGAGGGUGAGGUACCAACAGAGGGAGUUUUCAGGAAUACAAGUGCAACUUCAAUUAAGGGAAAUACUGAGCUAUGUGGAGGAGUGCCAAAGCUCAAGCUUUUUAUAUGCAAAUACAAUAAAUCCAAGAAAAGGAAGUUGACUCAUUCCUUGAAACUAAUAAUCUCUAUACUUUCUGGAAUUUUUGGAGUAACUUUGGUGAUUUCAUUUCUACUUCUCUUCUCUUUCAAAAGAAAGAGAAGAGAAAGUACUUUAAAUAAUUCACAAAAUUUACUUUUGAAUGUAUCUUACCAAAGUCUACUAAAAGCUACAGAUGCAUUCUCCCCCACUAAUUUGAUUGGUGUGGGAAGUUUUGGAUCUGUGUAUAGAGGAAUUCUUGAUCAAGAUAGACGUAUAGUUGCUGUCAAGGUGCUCAAUCUUUUGCACCAUGGAGCUUCUAAGAGUUUCAUUGCUGAAUGUGAGGCUUUGCGAAAUAUUAGACAUCGAAAUCUUGUAAAGGUACUCACAGCAUGUUCAAGUGUUGACUAUCAAGGUCACGAUUUCAAAGCAUUGGUAUAUGAGUUCAUGAGUAAUGGCAACCUAGAUGAGUGGUUGCAUCCAAUUGCAAGAACAAAUGAGUCUCCUAUGGAACAAAGGAAUUUGAAUCUUCUUCAAAGAAUUAAUAUUGUCAUUGAUGUUGCAAAUGCAUUGGAAUAUCUUCAUCAUCGUUGCCAUACACCAAUUGUUCAUUGUGACCUCAAGCCUAGCAAUGUUCUUCUCGAUGAUGAAAUGAUCGGACAUGUGGGGGACUUUGGCUUGGCAAGGUUCCUUCUUAAGGCCACCCAAGAGUGUUUCACUAAUCAAUCAAGCUCUAUCGGAUUAAGAGGGACAAUUGGUUAUGCUCCUCCAGAAUAUGGUAUGGGAAAUGAGGUGUCAACCAAUGGUGAUAUCUAUAGUUAUGGUAUACUCUUGUUGGAGACAUUCACAGGAAAAAGACCUACAGAUAACAUGUUCAAAGAUAACAUGAACCUUCAUGAUUUUGUAAAAGGAGUAUUACCAGAACGAGUGGCUGACAUUGUGGAUCCUACUCUUUGUUUGGAAAAAGAAGAUAUGGAAACAAGGACAAAUGAUACUCACAAUCAAGAUCAAAUUGGAAGUCCCAAAAUUCUAGAGUGCUUGAUUUUGAUAUUUGAUAUUGGAGUUUCUUGUUCUAUGGAACUCCCAAGGGACAGGAUGAACAUUAGUGAUGUUGUAGCUCAGCUAAAUUUGAUCAGAGAAAAGCUCCUCAGACCUAGAAUACGGCAAGAAAGACUUCGGCUUAUAGGUAAAGAGGGCCAGUGACCCUAUUGGAAGGCAGCAUGACUUGAUGAGGUUUUGAUUUUGUAUAAUGUUGGAACAAAAUAAUCAGAUUUGUAGCACCUCCUUUUGUUUCUUUUAACACUCACUUAUUAGUUUAUCUUGUAUUUGUCAUAGUUUUUUUUUUGUUUUUUGUUUUUAUUUUAAAUAUCCAUGGAAUAAUUUGUGGGUGUAAUAUUGCUUUCAAAAAAUAAUAGACACUCUGUGGAUGUAGGUUUUUAUGGCCGAACCACAUUAAAAUUGUUGUCUUC
Molecule: messenger RNA, 3562 nt
Organism: Quercus robur (English oak)
Lineage: Eukaryota; Viridiplantae; Streptophyta; Magnoliopsida; Fagales; Fagaceae
Product: probable LRR receptor-like serine/threonine-protein kinase At3g47570
Exons: 3
Coding region: 159-3296 (1045 amino acids)
Biological process (GO): protein phosphorylation
Molecular function (GO): protein kinase activity; protein binding; ATP binding
Source: RefSeq, a predicted model, not a curated record